AGAAGAAGAUUCAGCCGUAGAAGAAGAGUGGGACCUGCUAUUCAGCCGUAGAAGAAGACGUGUGUCCGCCGCGGCCUGGUGUUCCGUUCUGUUUUCUGUUUGCAGUUCGGGCUUCGCUGGCAGUUAAAGUUUUUUAUUCGACAGUAAACCGUCCGGACCGGCUGCAGGUGGACAUGGAGCCUCCUGGACUCCUGCUGGAGGAUGGGGGUGAGGAGGGAAGGUGGAGGGAGGUGGGCUGCCAGUGGGAGAGUCCUGGGGAAGAGGAGGUGAGGAGGAAGGAGGUGGGCUGUCAGAGCGACCUGGCCGAAAGGAGAGACGCCGGCGUCCAGGUGGACCUGCUGACUCAGCAGCUCAGCUGGAGACACUCAGGUUCGUCUCCGAUGCUGCUGCAGUGCUUCGCUGUCAGACCUGAUGGACCAGACGGGGGCGCUCUGCUGCAGCACUGCACCACCAGCCAGACCAGGACCAGAACCAGAACUGUCCGACCUGCCUUAAAACCCUCAACAAAACCCACCCAGACCAGGACUCAGACCCGGAGGAGACCGCCUCCACAGAGCUCCACCAAACGAAGCCGGCGACAGCGCUGUGAGUCACCUGACCCUGACGUCCAACAGGAGGAAGAGGAAGAGGAGGAGGAGGAGGAGGAGGAGGAGGUGGAGGAGGAGGUGGUCGCUGUGGAGGAGGACUCGGGUGAUCCUACCUGGACUCCACCUGAAGGAGAUGUCGAGUCGACUCCCUCGACUCUCGGAGACCUGCAGCUGGACUCCGAGUCCCAGCAUGCACCUCUUUCUGCGGUGAAGCUGGAGCCCGACAGCACUGUGUGUGACGUUUGUGGUAAAGUGAUGAAGAACAAGUCGAGCCUGGCCCGGCAUUCCUUCAUCCACACGGGAAAGAAGCCGUUUGCCUGCCACCUCUGCGACCUGCACUUCAACCGCCGUGACAACCUUCAGCACCAUCUGAACCGGCUGCACCCCAACGGUGUGGCCAAGCUGGAGAAGCAGCGGGAGGUUCAGGCGUGGCUGUGCGCCGUCUGCGGGAAAACCUUCAGCUGCAGGUCGAGGCUGAAGACUCACGAGGUGAUCCACUCUGGAGUCAAACCGCACCGCUGCGACCUCUGCCCCAAAGCCUACAUGAGGACCAACGACCUCGAGCACCACAAGAAAAUCGUCCACGUGGAUGGUGCCACCGAGCCCCAGCGGCCGAGCUCGCUGCUCUGCGACUUCUGCGGCAAAGAGUUUAAAUGCAGGUCACAGCUCGCCAUCCACUUCCAGACCCACACUGGGGAACGGCCGCACCUCUGCGACAUCUGCGGACGCAAGUUUGGCCGUCAGUACCAGCUUAAACGCCACAAGCUCAUGGUUCAUGCCAACCAGCUGAGCGGCGAGGAGAACCUGCCGCCUGAUGCGCCGUUCGCCUGCAGCAUCUGUGGGAAGCGACUGAAGUCUGAAGCGCUGCUCGCCGCUCACUACCGCAUCCACACGGGCGACAAGCCGCACCGCUGUGGCAUCUGUCUGCGCAGCUUCCAACGCGCCACCUGCCUGAAGCAGCACCACGUCCGAGUGCACCUGAAGGUGAAAGCCAACGAUUCGCCGCACGCCACUGCACGCCAGAAGAGCGCCACAACAGCGAAGGCGUUCCCCUGCUCAGUCUGCGGCAAGGUCUUCAAAUUCAGAUCUCUGCUAGCGAGUCACUCCAUGAUCCACAGCGAGAGCCGACCGUUCGCCUGCGAUUUCUGCAGCCGCAGCUUCCGGCGCCUCAGCCACCUGAAGAGGCACCGCGAGGUCGUCCACGCCAACGGAGCGCGCCUGCCGCAGAGCUUCAUCUGCCACAUCUGCGGCAAAGACAAGAAGUGCCGCUCGCAGCUCGCCAGACACGUCAUCAUCCACACUGGGGAGCGGCCGUUCGCCUGUGACCUCUGCGGCGCCCGCUUCAACCGCCACGGCAAUCUGCAGCAGCACAAGACGCGCAUGCACUGCGUGGAAAAGCCGUCAGACCAGGAGGCCCCGCCCAUUUUGUUUGACGACGACUUGGCGGCUGCUCUGACGUACAAGCAGGAGGAGACUGUGGUGGCCGUCGAUGGCACGGCCGAACAGCUGGACGCCAUGGCAACGGAAGAGAUGGACGCCGAUCAGCAGCUGGACGCCACCUGAAAUAAAACUGAUGUGAGCACGGUCAGUGUCUUUCUGGACCUGUAAGUGAUGAUGUCACACGAUCUGUGUGAGUUCUGGUGGAACCUUCUGGAUGGUUCCAAUAAGAGAGAUGAUUGGACCGUGGACUGAUCGAUUGGACCGUGGACUGAUCGAUUGGACCGUGGACUGAUCGAUUGGACCGUGGACUGAUCAGAGUUCCUUCAACUCAGCUGAACCUUUACAUCGUCCUGAGCUUUCAGUCGUAUCACAUGGUUUUCUACAGCACAGAUCAAUUGGUUGUUUUAUUGGUGACGGACAGAAACAACAGACUAGAGUGAUUGUUAGUUGAUUGAUCCUUGAAUUAAUCAGUCACAUGCCAAUAUAUUUGAGAGCUGUUUCCAUGGUGACCGGAACUCCUGUGAGUGUUCCGGUUAAUCAGGUUAAACGACUGGGUUGAGUUAACGGGCUAAUUGGGUUCAAUGUUUGGUUUGAAAUGUGACAGGAGAGAGAAACAUCCAUUAAAGGAACAUGGAAGGAUCUUAAA
This is a messenger RNA of Acanthochromis polyacanthus (spiny chromis), 2673 nucleotides long. RefSeq names its product endothelial zinc finger protein induced by tumor necrosis factor alpha-like. The record is from RefSeq and is a predicted model, not a curated record. The coding region runs from base 174 to 2150 and encodes 658 amino acids. Gene Ontology annotation, biological process: regulation of transcription by RNA polymerase II. The transcript is spliced from 4 exons. Gene Ontology annotation, molecular function: RNA polymerase II cis-regulatory region sequence-specific DNA binding; DNA-binding transcription factor activity, RNA polymerase II-specific. NCBI's taxonomy places the organism in Eukaryota, Metazoa, Chordata, Actinopteri, Pomacentridae.